Actinia tenebrosa (Australian red waratah sea anemone) is the source of this 1264-nucleotide messenger RNA. RefSeq lists its product as uncharacterized. Gene Ontology annotation, biological process: protein phosphorylation. Lineage: Eukaryota; Metazoa; Cnidaria; Anthozoa; Actiniaria; Actiniidae. The record is from RefSeq and is a predicted model, not a curated record. Gene Ontology annotation, molecular function: ATP binding; protein kinase activity.
CUUAGCUUACACUGUGAAAGUAUAACUAUGAAGAAAGUUAGGAAAGACAAAGAUAAGACUGAGAGGCAUCUUAAAAGACUAAAGGAGAUAAAGCGACUAAAACGAAAACAAUGGAUGGCCAGGAAGAAAACAAAAGAACGUGCUGCAAAUAAGCAGGGAAAAAAAGACAAGCUUUUAAAAGAAUAUAGCACGGAAAUAGCUGAAUUGCAGGCAAAAGCUCGCAUAACAAAAGUGAAUGCCUCUACUCAGGCACAUUCUGUUUCACGAGCACAGUCCAUUUCUACUCGACCUUCGAAUUUCCGUGGUCGUCAAAUGGUCGAUGCAGCGCUUCAAAGAGUUCGCGAAGAACGCCAGACAGAUAGAGUUAUUCCUCUAAUCCAAAGUCGAAAUGAAAACAAGCRAGCAAAUCAAAAAGCCGAACUAAAAGAACUAGAUCCUGCUCUCAUUACAAUCACUGAGGAGGCAAGACCGCUUGGUCAAGGCACAUAUGGCCGUUGUUUUCUGGCAAAAUAUCGCGGCCUURUUGUAGCAGUGAAAGAGUAUUUAGAUAAURAUGGUCAAAAGAAACUGCCAGAGUUACAGAAAGCAGCAAGGCACGAAGCUCAUAUGAUACAGAACCUKGGAGAUCACAAGGGCCUUCCUUUUUUAUUUGGCGUGUGUAUAAAACAAAAGCCUAUAAAGAUUGUCCUUUUAUACCACGGAGAACAAAACACCAAUGUUACGCUUUAUGACGCUACGAGGGCGAAUCCUCCGCUGGACAUCAAAACCUGGUACGAGAUUUUUGGUAUGGUUGCUGAUGCCUUACAGCAUGUACAUCAACGGGGCAUUAUACACAACGACCUUAAAUCAAAUAAUGUUGURCUGGAAAAGUUCAGUGAUACAAGUUACAAUCCGGUCAUAAUUGAUUUUGGAUGCAGCGUAGAAGUUAGUCUCGCGAGGCGACGAUCGCCUAGACUGAACUAUAGAGACCAUUAUAUUGCUCCAGAGGUAAUGAAAGGUUCAGCGCCGCCUAGUGUAAGCAGUGAUGUGUACUCCUUUGGGAAAAUGGUGACUUUUGUUUCAGAACGUCGUAAGCUUCAAGUACCGCAAUUAGUAUACGAGUGCUUAUCGGACAAUUCAAAUAAGCGACCAUCAUUAUUAGACGUUAAGGCCAGUUUUAUGAUAUAGUUUGCUUGUUUCCAUUCAUGAUAUAUAAUCAUUCUGUACUUUAUUACACUGUUGUAGGUAAUGGCUUGAAUCGUGCUAUAAAUGUUUUUUUCUUCAA